AUGCAUUGUGGUAUGAGGCAAGUUGGAGAGAGGCAUGUGCCCUAUCAAGUUGAUCUUAUGGUCUGGAGUAACCGUCUGGAUUUGCUAGCAUUAAGUAAUAAUAAAGGUGAAGUCCAAAUACAUAGAUUGCAUUGGCAAAAAGUAUGGAGCUUACCACCUCCAAAAGAAAAUGGCUGUGUACAAGCGAUGGCUUGGAGACCUGAUGGAAAGGCUCUAGCUAUUGGAUACAAUUUAGGAAUUAUUUAUACAGUUAGUGUGGAAGACAAGGGUAUAAUUGAUAAGUAUGAAUUGGAACUAGAAGUCACAGAUGAACUUGAUACUGCUAAGUAUAGCGGCAUUUCUUGUAUUGUAUGGGCGAUACGAACUGACAUCUUGCAAAGUGCCACUGAAUAUAAUUUAUAUGAUGAUGCCUCAAUAUUUUUACAAAAAGUUCCAAUGUCGAGUGGAUACAAAAACAGUAAUGAAGACAACAAAGAUUGCAAGUACAUACAGAAUCCCACACAACUGAACAUGUUAAUUGUCGGAUACGGAACAGGCAACAUUUACCUGAACAUGUAUGGCAGGUAUCCGUAUGGAACUAUUCAACUGGCAGAAGUGGCCAAAGAUGAUUUUGGAGAGUACAAAGUGUUAGACGUUAAUAUGUCAGAUGACUUCAGUGUCAUGCAAGUUCUUUAUGUGGAUAGAUUGACAAACAAUGUUUUUUUGGCUAUUGUUAACACCGGCGUAUUAUCUGCAUACGCCGAUGAAAUAAACACGGUAGCACAUAAACAUGGACAAAUUGUUCAGCUGAUGACUCAACUUGAUCAAACGAUGAUUUCAAUUACUGAAGCAUGGGAACAUAUAUUGCUUGAAAUGGAUACUAAAAUGGCAUAUUACGCUUCAUCUGUGCACGAGGGAGGGGUUUCAGCUGAUCUAUUAGAACUGCUCAUGUUAGGUACUCCAUCAGUGGAUUUACAAGUUUACCUUUUGGAAAAAUUGACAACUAAUGACUUGAAAAAAUUUGGAAAUUCUGUUGAAUUAAGUUACUCGACCAUACAGAAGCUGGUACUGAAACAACUCAAUAUUGUUGGCCAAAGUUUAGUUUAUUAUUUAGCCGAACUCAGAGGACUCACUAGGAUAGAAGACAGAUACAAGAUUCUAGGUUUAGAAGAAAGCAGUGUUACAGAAGCGAUAAAAGCAUGUUGUGCAUUUUUAAACAAAUGUCUGGAAUUACAACAGGUUAUUGAUGUAUCGAUGCGGAACUAUAAAGCUUUCUUCAGGUGGCUUUUUGUAGUAAUCGUUAGACAACUGGAUGAACAAACACCAAGUGAAAUUGUGAAAAUAAAUCAACAGGAAUUGAGCCACAUAGCUGAGUUUCUCUACAAUUUUGACAAUGUAAAAGUAGACAGUUCAGAUAAACCACCUGAUAAAUUGAUCAAAUUUAAUUUAGAAAGAUUAGGGCAAUAUUUGCAAAAUCAAGAACUGACAAUAUUGCCAGAAGAUGAAGACAACACAUGGCAUAAAUUUCUUCAAGACAAUGCUUGCUUCCUUAAAGACAAUGACACAUUUUUCUCCAUGAAAGACUUCAAAAAAUAUUCAUUAGUUCAACAGCAAGCACAUCUUAUAGAGACAGUCACUAAAGUUUUUGAUGUCGUUCAUAAAGAUACAGGAAAAUAUUUUUCUGUAUUAUGUAAUAUUAGAUGCCACGAAGAUCAACUGAACAAAAACCUGCACAAUAGUUUGAGAGUUUCACAAGUCUUUGAUGACACAAAUAAACGAUUGAUGUCUGCCUUUUUGGAUAUAUCAAAUGGAAAAGAAGGAAUUUAUUUUUUGGCUGUCAAUAUAAAGGAGAGAUCUUGUAAUAUUGCAGUUAUGAAAUGCUACUUUUCUUCUUAUUUAGUUCAAAAUGGCACUGAUGAUCAACAAAAUGAACCUACAAAUUUAUUAGAUUUACAAUUCUAUUCCCCAGAAUAUUUGUCAGUUAUUACAACACAUCCUGAAAAUGAGGAAAAUACAAUAUUUAUUCAGGUACCAGUAAAACAUCUCCUGGAAAAUUCUACUGAACUCAAUAUUAACACAAAAUCUUGUAUUUUUACUGACAGAAGUGUAAAGAAGGAUAUUGCGCCUUUAUUAGAACAGAAUGUUUAUAAAGUGCUUGAGAAAAUGGACGGUUCAAGAUUAGCAGUUUCUGGAGGUCGUAAAGUAGCUGUUAUCCUUUCAAAAAGUUCUCGAAAAGUUAGAGUAUUUGAAAUGGAAGUUGAUGGUGAUGAUGAUGAAGACGAUACUCUCGAUACAACACCACAAUCUAUUGGAAAAUUUCAAAACACACCUGAUAAAAGUAAUACUACCAAUGAAGACAAUAUUUUUUAAUAUUUAUUUAAGAAAUUAAAUAUUCUACUCAUCCUUA
Molecule: messenger RNA, 2386 nt
Organism: Bombyx mandarina (wild silkworm)
Lineage: Eukaryota; Metazoa; Arthropoda; Insecta; Lepidoptera; Bombycidae
Gene: APC4
Product: anaphase-promoting complex subunit 4
Biological process (GO): anaphase-promoting complex-dependent catabolic process; protein K11-linked ubiquitination
Cellular component (GO): anaphase-promoting complex; nuclear periphery
Molecular function (GO): protein binding
Source: RefSeq, a predicted model, not a curated record